This is a messenger RNA of Fomitopsis serialis, 405 nucleotides long. RefSeq lists its product as uncharacterized. Lineage: Eukaryota; Fungi; Basidiomycota; Agaricomycetes; Polyporales; Fomitopsidaceae. The record is from RefSeq and is a predicted model, not a curated record. The transcript has 4 exons. The annotation marks the transcript as partial.
UGUUGCCCCUUCUCACUGCACUGAUCAGAACCGGUGGCGGUCAGUUUACGUGCAACCCAUAUGCGGUGAGCGCAUUGCUAUGCAACGUACAAGAAUACUCCCACCUCUGUCAGGCCAAUCAUUCGACGCUCACCGCCUCUGUCGGGGUGCGACACGGAUGGAACCACCACCAUUGCUCGGGACGAGAGCCACGUCUGUAAGACAUGCCCGGGCCCGACGUCGGUGCGCACUCCAGACGCCCCCGCGCCUCCCCUGCAACGUUAGACCCAGUCAGACAGGAACUCUGAUGCGUAGCACGUAAACCCAUGCGCUUCGCCCCUUCCUCUUUUCCGGUCUCAACAGGCGCAGCCGGCCAGGGCCUCCGGACGGAUCUUGGGCGCGAGUCAUCUACUCACCAGUGUCCUG